Xenia sp. Carnegie-2017 is the source of this 3250-nucleotide messenger RNA. Its product is annotated as tyrosine-protein kinase SRK2-like. Gene Ontology annotation, biological process: protein phosphorylation; innate immune response; cell surface receptor protein tyrosine kinase signaling pathway. The record is from RefSeq and is a predicted model, not a curated record. NCBI's taxonomy places the organism in Eukaryota, Metazoa, Cnidaria, Anthozoa, Malacalcyonacea, Xeniidae. Bases 218 to 1711 code for a protein of 497 amino acids. Gene Ontology annotation, cellular component: extrinsic component of cytoplasmic side of plasma membrane. The transcript has 2 exons. Gene Ontology annotation, molecular function: ATP binding; non-membrane spanning protein tyrosine kinase activity; signaling receptor binding.
AUCAGUGAGUUGGCACUUCCGUCAGUUGUGGUUGAUUCAGUCAGUCGAGCAUUUUAACAAUGUGAGGGCAAAUGCGGAAACUCGCUGAAAUUCGUUGCCGAAUUCACCCUGUAAGUUGAACUUUGUCGCCAUCUAGUUCCUGUGAAGUUAUUUAAACAGAAAUAGCGAUGUUUUGACAAGCAUAGUGCGAAGAGACGAAGUUACUGUUUGAUAUUCUAUGGGCAAUCUCUUAUCGCGACCCCGAGGUCGCCUAAAGUUGACGAAACGCUUUCCUUUUGUGAGUAUAUUGAACUUAAAUGAUGUUGAACAAGAUAGUCGAAAGAAUGAUGGUGGAUCGCCUGGAGAUGACGAUAAGCUUAUAUAUGUCGCGUUGUACGAUUACAAAGCAAGAACAGAUGACGAUCUCAGUUUCCAGAAGGGCGAAAAGAUGGAAAUCAUCAAUAACAAAGACGGUGGAUGGUGGGAAGCUAAAUCGCUAAUGUCUGGUGAAACGGGAUACGUUCCAAGCAACUACAUCGCUCCUUCUACGUCUUUGCAAACUGAAGACUGGUAUUUUGGCACACUGAAGCGAUGUGACGCUGAAAAACUUUUAAUAAAUCACGGCAGCCAUGGCUCGUUUAUCAUUCGGGACAGUGAAGCGUAUCCAGGGGGGUUUUCGCUUUCGCUGCGUGACCACGAGAGCAUUAAACACUACCGUAUUCGUAAGCUCGACAGGGGGGGAUAUUUCAUCGCGAAAAACGAGACCUUCCGGACGCUACAGGAACUUGUAAGCUUUUACCGAGUGGAAGUUACCGGAUUGUGUACAAGACUUGUAAAAGCGUGUCCACAUAUAGAUGUACCAACGACCAUUGGUCUCUCGCACGAUACCGACGACAAAUGGGAGAUCCCACGUGACUCGAUUCGUCUUCUCAAUAAACUUGGUCAGGGUCAGUUCGGCGAGGUUUGGCAGGGUCUCUGGAACGGGACGACCGCUGUUGCCGUGAAGACCCUCAAAGCGGGCACGAAUGCGACCAAAGAUAGUGCCCAGGCUUUCUUGCAGGAGGCGCAGAUCAUGAAGAAACUGAAACAUCCGAAACUUGUUCAACUUUACGCGGUCUGUACCAAAGGCGAUCCUAUUUAUAUUAUCACGGAGCUCAUGACCAACGGUAGUCUUCUCGAGUACCUGCAGAGUGAUAAAGGUAAAAGACUUCAGCUACCGCAUCUGAUCGACAUGGCUGCACAGGUGGCCAAAGGCAUGGCGUACUUGGAAAAAUGCCAAUAUAUACAUCGUGAUCUCGCGGCGAGAAAUGUCCUAGUCGGCGACAAAAACAUUGUGAAGAUUGCCGACUUCGGAUUGAGUCGUAUUAUUGACGAGAACGAGUAUGUAGCACACGAAGGUGCAAAGUUUCCCAUAAAAUGGACUGCGCCCGAGGCAGCGAUGUAUCAUAAGUUCACGAUAAAGUCCGACGUAUGGUCGUUCGGCAUUUUAUUGACGGAACUCAUUACGCGUGGGCGCACCCCGUACGCGGGCAUGGCCAACGCGGAAGUUUUAAGGAACGUGGAAGCGGGCUAUCGCAUGCCACAAAUGAAAAAUUGUCCAGAAACUCUGUAUGCAAUAAUGCUGGAAUGCUGGAAAGUUGAACCUGAUGAUAGGCCGACCUUUGAAACGCUUCAAUGGCAGCUUGAAGAUUUUUUCACGAUGGACAAAACUGAUUACUCGGAAGCACAUUGACGUUAAACGUCGUGUCUUAAUAUUUGAUGCUAUAUAUCUCAAUACACUAAUUUCUAGUUAGAUUUAAUGAUAUGAUGCACAGCAAUUGCUAAAAGUGUAAAAUCAAUGCGGAAGUAUCGCAAGUGAUCUGAUAAACGCCCCAUGUCAAAUACACACAACUCAAAGAAAAUAAACUCUUUACAGAGUAAUAAAAAUGAAGUCAGAAUCCAACAUCAACCGAAAAAACUUUUUGUUUAGAAAGCUAGAAGUGUUUAGGUCAAUGUCUCCAUUUAUAUAAGAACCUGUUUAGGCUAACUUAAAUAAAUCUAACUUCUUAUAUGUGGGUUUUACUGUAUUUAGUAAUAGUUUUCUGUUAGUUUUUCGCACUUAAAUGAUAGAAUUAUAAAUUAAUGAUAAAAACGUCUUUCUCUAUUAAACGCCUCGCAUCUGUAACGAUCCCCUUGAAUUUUUUGAACGCCUGGGCGUUUAUUAGAUCUUCGACAGUAUAGGUAUGUGCGAACUUGUCCUUCCUGUUUUUAUGAUGUUUGAAAUUAAUAGUGAACUGAAGCAAGGAACGUUUGGGUAGCGGUAGUUUAAAGCUUGAACGAAAAUUGCUUUGAAUCUUCUACCACAAUUUUUGUACUUUGAAAUUUUAUCUACUUUGAAAAUCUAUCCAAUUUUUCCCACUGCAAUUUUCUACAUGUCGCGUGCAGAUUUGACAGCGUGGUGCGUUUUUUAGGUUAUUUCAGUUUAUAAAUAAGUUCCUGUAAUAGUUGAAAAAUAAUACUGUUUACGAUCAUCAUAUGGAGAUUUUACAUUUGAAAAGGCAGUUUAAAACAAUAGUAUCCGCUGCUUUGUUAUUUUUCAAAUGCAAGCUCGUUAUCAUUAACGAAGCCAGCUCGUUUUUUACUUCUACAAUUCAAAUACCUUUGUGUUCAAUCACUGAAAAAAGGAUGAAUGGAUUAAAUUUCCGAAAGAAGUGAAUAGUUUUGCUGAAAAAUUUGCAUUAUAAGAGUAAAACAUCGGGUUGGCUUCGCCCACUGCUCGUUAUGUGAUCGCGCUUAAUUAUGGUAGCUAUGACCAUUUCUGAAUGGGCCGCUUUCCGUAAAUCUCUUGUCCAAUUGAAAUGUUAGAAAAUGAACUAUGAACUUUAACUAUAGAUAUAUCAAACAUUUGUUUCGCCACUAUAUCUUGUCAAAAAUGUCAAAUGUUAUUUUUCAUUUAUCAUGUAUUUUCUUUUAUGGUUGGUCAAAAUAGAGCCGCCUGAUACAUCAUGUUUGCUUUCCAAGAAUUGCCAAUUUUAGAUGAAAUGACAUUACCUCAAUUCCAUAUUCGUGCGUUUUUUACCGUGAACACCUUCACCGUUCCAAGGCCUUUGUAGUAGAGCGUCAUGGCUGCCAUAAUUACUGCGAAUAUUACAGUGGGCACCUUUUGACCAAUAAGAACAGAAAACGCAUGUUGAAUGAAUGAUUGAAAUAAUUAUUGCAAAUGAUGAUAAUGAGAUGUAUUAGAUGAAGUAGUAGAAAUAAAAUAGAAAGAACUGCAUUAUAUGCUCUUAAA